Manihot esculenta (cassava) is the source of this 545-nucleotide messenger RNA. RefSeq names its product cytochrome c oxidase subunit 6B-like protein new16. Gene Ontology annotation, cellular component: mitochondrion; respiratory chain complex IV. The record is from RefSeq and is a predicted model, not a curated record. Lineage: Eukaryota; Viridiplantae; Streptophyta; Magnoliopsida; Malpighiales; Euphorbiaceae. The transcript has 3 exons. The coding region runs from base 70 to 417 and encodes 115 amino acids.
UCCAUAUAUUCUCUCCAGAAUCGAAACCGAGAGAAGAAGAAAUCAAGAAACCAGUAGAGCCCUAAAACCAUGGCCAUGGAAACCUACGCAUCAAGAAACCCUGAGCAAAUCCAUACCGAUGUCCUCUCUAAAUCCAGACAAGCUUGCUAUAAAGCUCGUGAUGCUUUUUAUGCCUGCUUGGAGAAGGAAUCCGCCAAGAAACCAACAGAAAUUGGCUCUGUGGGACUUUUAUACCCAUUGGAAUGUAAAGCCUCGAGAACGGAAUUUGAGAGGAAUUGUCGCGCUUCUUGGGUGAAGCAUUUUGAUCGGUUAUACUGCAAGAACAAGAGGGUGCAGAGGCUAUUGGAUGACAAAGAGUCCAGGAGAGGUCCAUUGUCACUUCCACAGCCUUAUACAUUCAAGCCCACUAACAGUUAACUUUUAAGGUUUUGGUUAUAUGUGUUGUCUUUGAAAUAUUGUUCUCUUUGUUGGGUAGUUGAUGAAUUUAGGGGGUUGUUCAAUUCAAAUGAAUUCAACAAAGUAAUAAUAUUUUGUUUUACUUGCAA